UGAUUUUUGAUUCAUAACAUACCUGUUAAACAUCAAGUGUUGUGUUUUUAAAGUCUGAUUCACUGGCAGGUGGUAUUCUGUUGCUGAGUGGGCGGAGAGAAAGCUUGCCAGAAGGGGGAGGCCCUUUAAAAGUUGUUAUAAACUGUGCUGGAUGUGGAAUCAUGUUCAGUCAACAGCCAUCUGUAAUCUUUGCUUUCGCUUCUCUACGAUUUCACAGCAACAGAUAUGGCGCAGAAUGGAAGUAUAGAGAAUGGGCUCUCUCGAAAUGAGGAAACCCCUCCGGCUCUGCCUCAACCUGUGAAAAACCCUGACAUCAAACACACGAAGAUUUUUAUCAAUAAUGAAUGGCACACCUCAGUCAAAGGAAAGACGUUUCCCACGUUCAACCCGGCAACAGGUGUCAAAAUCUGUGACAUUGAGGAGGCUGAUCAAGCUGAUGUUGAUAAGGCGGUGGAAGCUGCGGCAGCAGCGAGGCGGAGAGGCUCGGCGUGGCGGCAGAUGGACGCGUCCCGUCGAGGUGCGUUGCUCCACAGACUAGCGGAUCUGCUAGAGAGAGAGCGAUGUCUGCUCGCUACUCUGGAGUCGAUGGACACUGGCAAACCCUUUCUGCACGCUUUUUUCGUUGAUCUGGAUGGCAGCGUUAAAACUCUGAGAUAUUACGCUGGCUGGACAGACAAAAUUCAUGGGAAAACAAUGCCAGUCGAUGAAAACUUUGUGUGUUUCACCAAACACGAGCCCAUCGGUGUGUGCGGUGCCAUUAUUCCGUGGAAUCUCCCUCUGCUGAUGUUUAUAUGGAAGAUAGCACCAGCUCUGGCCUGUGGAAACACGGUGGUCAUCAAACCUGCCGAGCAGACCCCGCUGACAGCUCUCCACGUUGGAGCGCUCAUAAAGGAGGCUGGUUUUCCACCUGGAGUUGUGAAUAUCGUACCUGGAUUUGGACCGACUGCUGGGGCGGCGGUCGCUAGUCAUAUGAACGUUGAUAAAGUGGCUUUCACCGGCUCGACAGAGGUGGGUCAGCUGAUCAAAGAAGCGGCGGGCAGGAGUAACCUGAAGAGAGUCACUCUGGAGCUCGGGGGGAAGAACCCCUGCAUUGUGUUCGCUGACUCAGACCUGCAGUUGGCGGUUGAGGAGAUUCAGAAAGGCGCAUUCUUUAACCAGGGCCAGGCAUGCACAGCUGCGUCACGUGUGUACGUGCAGGAGCAGGUUUAUGACGAGUUUGUGCGUCUCAGUGUGGAAAGAGCGAAGAACAUAGUGCUCGGAGACCCCAUGGAUCCACGUACCUCACACGGGCCACAGAUCGACCAGCGGCAGUUUGAGAAGAUUCUGGAGCUGGUGAACAGUGGGAAAAAGGAGGGAGCGAAGCUGGAGAUUGGUGGAUGUGCGCUAAAGGACAGAGGUCUGUUCAUACAGCCCACCGUCUUCUCUGAUGUCAAAGAUCACAUGCGCAUUGCCAAAGAAGAGAUCUUCGGGCCAGUUCAGUGCAUCAUGAAGUUUAAGACUCAGGAGGAGGCGAUUGACAGGGCCAACAGCUCAGAGUAUGGACUGACGGCAGCCGUCUUCACACGUAACAUAGAUCAAGCCCUGAGCGUCUCUGCGGCCCUCCAGUCUGGAACUGUCUGGGUGAACUGCUAUAAUGCUUUACACGCUCAAGCUCCAUUCGGAGGUUACAAGAUGUCAGGAAAUGGACGAGAGCUGGGGGAAUACGCGUUGGCAGAAUACACUGAGGUCAAAGCCAUCACUAUUAAACUCACAGAGCAGCUGAGACUGAUCUGAGAGCAGACGAGCUGCCUUCAUUCACAACGGCAUCUGUCAAUCAAGUGAUGGCCAAAAGGAUUUCUCUGUUUCUCUUAACCCAUCUUGUACCAGUCUGGGUUUAUUUUAUGCAGAUGGUCUGUACAGAUGAAAAAAAAGAUUUGUAUUUAAUUUGGAUGGGUUGAUAUCAAGCAAAUUCAUCCAUCAUCUUUCAAUAUUUACUAAUAUAUACAUAUAUAUAUAUAAAUACUCCUGUUUUUCCAAGCUCAUACAUAUUUUAAUACUGUAGAUUCACAAUGUUUUAGAAAGAGCUGAGCACAUUCAUAAGGCUUUUAGUGGUUAAAAAAUGAUUUCCUGUCGUGGCAGCUAAAAAACAUGACCAAGGAUAGUCUGUGUUAGUAUUUGUAAAAUAAACGUUGUGUUUCUUAUCGACUCAUUUAAACACCAUGUCUCACAAUGAAUCUCUUCAUAACCUCUUCAAACCAAGUGUAUAAACGUCUUAUUCUGUGCCUUACACAGUAUGUUGUCCCAGGAAGAAAUUAAAAUAAAAAAUCUUUGGAUGGGAGAAAUAAACGAUGACCGGUAGGGCAACAUUAAACGCACACAGAACUUUGCGGUUUUCGUUUUUUUAUGUCCCAUGUUUAAAUAUCAUGUGUUGACAUCGAGCAGAUUACAGAAGGUAACAAUCCGAAUGAAAUUAAAAUCGAAUUGGCCAUUUUAUUCAGUUAUUUAUUGGGAUUGGAUUUGCAAACCAAUUACGAUCAGAUUACAGUGGUCCAAGGAAACGUUGUGAGCUCAGAUUGAAGAGUCGUGCAGUUCCUCUGAUGACCAAAAGGGGGAAGCAGAACUAAGACAAAGCCCAAACCAA
Messenger RNA from Triplophysa dalaica, 2620 nucleotides. RefSeq names its product aldehyde dehydrogenase 1 family, member A3 (gene aldh1a3). Lineage: Eukaryota; Metazoa; Chordata; Actinopteri; Cypriniformes; Nemacheilidae. The record is from RefSeq and is a predicted model, not a curated record. Bases 226 to 1773 code for a protein of 515 amino acids. Gene Ontology annotation, molecular function: aldehyde dehydrogenase (NAD+) activity. The transcript is spliced from 13 exons.